AUGGACGCCAUUCAGAAAGAGCAUGAAAAGGUCUGGAACAGCUCCAAGCAGUCGAAGACAGCAUGUCAUGUCGACGACAUCAUCAAAUCCCUUCAGAGAGCGCGGGACGCCAUAGCCAAAGAUCCAAAUUCACGACAAAUCACUCUUGCGAAGCUGCAAAAUCCAGUCAAAGCCUCGUUUGACGGGAUAUUCUCAGGCCUAAAGGAUACUCAUGGACUGCACAAUAAAUACACAAGAGCUUUGGAUAAGGUCUUCAAAGACAAAGUACCGAGCAAUGAGAUUGACGCCCUAUCUUCCCACCCAACAUUAAUCAACCGAGCCGUCUACCUGCACUUGCUUCGAGAGGGCCUUUUUGAUGUAGCGUCGACGUUCCAUUCCGAAGCAAUUGACAGACAGAAAAGCCAACAAGAAACAGCAGCUCACUUAGGGUUGGAUGUUCCGAUGGAGCAUCCGUUGGGAUUGGACAAGAGCUCGGAAGAGAACAUGCAAGAACAAUUCUCAAACAUGUACCACAUUCUGAGCGAAGUCAAAGAUAAUCACAACUUGCAACCGGCUAUUGAUUGGGCUCGAAGCAAUGCUGCCGCGCUGGAAGCUCGUGGUAGCAACCUGGAGUUUGAACUUUGCAGAUUACAAUUUGUCAACCUAUUCUUGGACCGACGGCCUGACGAUCAAUCUGAUUUUGAUGCCCCAAUGCGUGCUCUUCAAUAUGCACAAUCCGAGUUCCAAUCUUUUCGUGGUCGGUACUUGGUUGAGAUCCAACAACUGAUCGGCGCCAUUCCAUUUUGCUCCAAUUUGGAUGACUCGCCCUACAAUAUCAGAUUCAACAAUUCCACCGCUUGGGAUGAGGUUGCCACAUCUUUUACUCGAGAAUUUUGCUCUCUGCUCGAAUUAUCCGCGGACUCACCGUUGUACGUGGCAGCCACAGCCGGAGCCAUCGCAUUACCCACGCUUCUCAAGCUCCAGACGAUUCAGAAACAGAAGCGAACAGAAUGGACUUCACAAAACGAAUUGCCAGUUGAAACGCCGCUUCCUCCUUCGUAUCAAUUCCACUCGAUUUUCGUGUGCCCCGUAUCAAAGGAACAAACAACGGAUCAGAACCCACCGAUGAUGCUACCCUGUUGUCAUGUUAUUGCCCAAGAAUCACUUCAGAAGCUCAGCAAAGGCGCCAAGUUCAAGUGCCCUUACUGCCCCAUAGAAAGCCACCCAAAGGAAGCAAAGAGAGUCUUCUUAUGA
Rhinocladiella mackenziei CBS 650.93 is the source of this 1233-nucleotide messenger RNA. RefSeq lists its product as uncharacterized. The record is from RefSeq and is a predicted model, not a curated record. Gene Ontology annotation, biological process: proteasome-mediated ubiquitin-dependent protein catabolic process. The coding region runs from base 1 to 1233 and encodes 410 amino acids. The transcript has a single exon. Lineage: Eukaryota; Fungi; Ascomycota; Eurotiomycetes; Chaetothyriales; Herpotrichiellaceae. Gene Ontology annotation, cellular component: GID complex; nucleus; cytoplasm. Gene Ontology annotation, molecular function: ubiquitin protein ligase activity; protein binding.